AUGAAACGGCGCCAUGAACCAUCUGAUGACGGAGAAAAUAGUUUGAAUUUGUACAAAAGGACUACUGGUCCCAAACAACACAGUGUAGAUCUUGGUAUUCCAGAUAGAUGGUUAUAUUGUCCCAAGAUUGGUAAAGUAAUAUCAGAAACUUUCGUUCCAUUUAAAACACCUUUAUCAAGUUUAUAUGAUUCUCAAAUACCUGAUUCAUCUCUUUAUUUUCAUCCACAAGAUGUAUUUGAUAAAAAAUUUGAAGGCAUUUCAGGUGAUUCUAAAAUUAAACUAUGGAUUGAUCUAACAAAAACUUCAAGAUAUUAUUCAGAAGAUGACAUUAGAAAGAAUGGUUGCAUGUAUGUUAAAAUUCCUCUUGCAGGUCAUGGACAAUCUCCUACACUUGAGGAGACAGAUUUAUUUGUUAAAACAUGUUAUGAAUUUAUUGAAAAAAAUCCAAAUUGUCUAGUGGGAGUUCAUUGUACUCAUGGUUUUAACAGAACAGGAUUUUUGAUAUCGGCUUAUUUGGCACUAAAAGAAUAUUGGAAUAUUUGUACUGCAGUUGAAGUUUUUUCAAAAGCUAGACCAUUUGGAAUUUAUAAACAAGGCUAUCUAGAUGACCUUUAUGAGAGAUACAAUGAUGAUGAUGAGGUACCAGCUCUUGUUUCACCCGGUAGACCAGCAUGGGAAAAUGGUCCUAUACAAACAGAUGAUUCAAAUUCACAUGAUAAAAACACAGAAACUGGAAGUGGGAGUACUAAUAAAGUACCAAUGUUUAUGGAUGGUUUGGUUAAAUGUGCUGAAUAUGUAGAUAAUGCUUUUUUGUGUAAUCAAUUAAGAUCAAUAAUUAAAGGUUAUUGCCGAUAUAAUAGGAAUGAUUUUCCUGGAUCUCAGCCAGUAUCUUUAGAAAGAUCUCCUACUUUAGAUAAUUUUGAAUAUCUAUUUAAUGAAGAUUACAUGGUUUCAUGGAAAGCUGAUGGUGUUAGGUAUCUAGUACUUAUUAAAGAUGAGGAUGAAAUAUAUGCAUUUGACAGAGACAAUAAUGUUUUUAAAAUUAAUAAUCUCUAUUUUCCCCAUCGUAAAGAAAUUAGGCAUAUUAAAGACACAUUAGUUGAUACAGAAAUUAUUAUGGAAAAAACACCUGUAUCUGAGGAUGAAUUUAAAACAAUACCAAGAAUGUUAAUAUAUGAUGUUAUUCAUUAUGAAGAUACACAAGUUGUUGAUUGUGAUUAUAGGAAAAGGAUAAUGUGUAUUCAAAGGGAAAUUAUAGAGCCACGUAAAAAAGCAAUGUUUGAGGGUAGAAUUAUUCGAGAAAAUGAAGAAAUUAGUGUACGAUGGAAACAAUUCUAUGAACUUUCAGCUGUACCAAAAUUAUUUGAACCUAAGUUUUAUAGUACACUUGGCCAUGAUAUUGAUGGUCUUAUAUUUCAACCGGUAAAAGCUCCCUAUGUUGGGGGUAGAUUUGAUAAAAUUUUAAAAUGGAAACCACCAGAGCAAUCUUCAAUUGACUUUAAGUUACAAAUUCAAAAAGUAGAAAAGAUGGGUGAUAUACCUAAAUUUGUUGGGUUUUUAUUUGUAUCAGGACAACAAAAACCAUUUGCACAGAUGAAGGCUACAAAAAGUUUGCAAAAAUAUGACGGGAAAAUUAUAGAGUGUAACUUUGUUAAUAACCAAUGGACCUUUAUGAGAGAAAGAACUGAUAAAAGUCAUCCAAAUGGUUUGAGGACAGCAAUGUCUGUUUUAAAUACUAUUAAGUAUCCAGUUACAAGAGAAUUACUCAUUCGAAGUAUCAUUUCAAGGACUUACCGACCACAUUAA
Messenger RNA from Strongyloides ratti, 1806 nucleotides. RefSeq names its product mRNA-capping enzyme. Gene Ontology annotation, biological process: 7-methylguanosine mRNA capping; protein dephosphorylation. The record is from RefSeq and is a predicted model, not a curated record. Gene Ontology annotation, molecular function: protein tyrosine/serine/threonine phosphatase activity; ATP binding; mRNA 5'-triphosphate monophosphatase activity. The transcript has 3 exons. Bases 1 to 1806 code for a protein of 601 amino acids. Lineage: Eukaryota; Metazoa; Nematoda; Chromadorea; Rhabditida; Strongyloididae.